CACCGGAAGUGAAAUUGGCGCCUGAGGCAGCCCGGGAGGCGGAAGUGCGGCUGUGGCUUUGAAAAAGAAGAAACUUCGCCGAACCUUAAAAUGGGCAACACAAGCAGUGAACGUGCUGGAGUGGAGCGCCAAGGAGGGCACAAGACUCCUCGGAGGGACAGCUCUGGAAAGGAAGGGGACAGGCCCAAGAUCUUGAUGGACAGCCCAGAAGAUGCUGACUUGUUCCAUGGGGAGGAAAUCAAGGCUCCCCUGGAAAAAGAUGAAUUCCUGGCUUGGCAGCAUGAUGUGGAAGUGAACGAUAAAGCUCCCACUCAGGCCCGGCCGACUGUCUUCCGCUGGACUGGAGGAGGCAAAGAGGUGUACUUAUCAGGCUCAUUUAACAACUGGAACAAACUUCCACUUACACGGAGCCACAAUAAUUUUGUAGCCAUCCUAGACCUCCCAGAAGGUGAACACCAAUACAAAUUCUAUGUGGAUGGUCAGUGGACACAUGAUCCUUCAGAGCCUGUAGUAACUAGCCAGCUGGGGACUCUCAACAAUGUUAUUCAGGUGAAGAAAACAGAUUUUGAAGUAUUUGAUGCUUUACUGGUGGACUCCCAAAAGUGCUCUGACAUGUCUGAGCUGUCAAGUUCCCCUCCCGGGCCCUAUCACCAGGAUCCCUAUAUUUGUAAGCCAGAGGAGCGCUUCAAGUCUCCCCCUAUUCUUCCUCCACAUCUGCUGCAGGUUAUCCUAAACAAAGACACGGGCAUAUCGUGUGAUCCUGCUCUGCUUCCGGAGCCUAACCAUGUCAUGUUGAAUCACCUGUAUGCACUGUCCAUCAAGGAUGGGGUGAUGGUGCUCAGUGCCACCCACCGUUACAAGAAGAAAUACGUGACUACUUUGCUGUAUAAGCCCAUAUGAACUAGUACCCAGGCUGCCUAGUCUGUGGAGUAGCAGAGGGAACAAACCAAAAAACAAUCAAACCCAAAGACCAUCCACUUUGGUGAAGCAGUAGCAGACUUGCUCUCAAGUCAUACCAUUUUUUUUAAAGUCCAGAUCUAUUGCAUAGCUGCCUUGCUCUCUCCUUCCUGCUGUGGACGUUCUUCUAAUCAACACACAGGCCCACUGCUGACCCGCCAGUGGAAUUUAAAAAAUGGACCAGUCCCCGAUUGCUUGUUUUUCAAAGAAAAAAAAUAUGCACAAGCUGCUGAGAACAUUUCGUUUAGAGCAUUGGCGGUGGGGGAGCCCUUCAUUAGCACACUCAGAACAGCUCUGCCAGUUUUAAGGGAUGGUAAUUUGUGUACCUUACUCAUGAGUGCUGAAGUCCCAAAAGCACUUCCACUGGUUCAUUCUUCAGUAGGUGCAUGAGAGAAGCCCUUUCUGUUAAAGUUCUUUGGGUCAAACUCAGAUGCAUUCACUUGUUCUUCCCUGUCCCCCAGAUCAUAGCCUUUCUUCUCCAAAUCUUUGCCAAGCUUCAAAGUGCUGGCAGAGACCGUGGGCUUCUGUUAUGUUUUCCAGGAAGUACUGUGAGGCAACCGAUUAAUCUUAUAAUUUAUCGUAACAGAGCUGACAGCUCUAAAUUGGUGGGUCUGAUUUUCUAAUAGCAGCACUUAUCAUGUCAGCUGGAAGGGGUCCAAGUUACUGCAGAGGUCUGGGACCAACCCCCCUAGCUCUCUACAAGCCCUCCCCCGCUUCCACUUGGGCUAUUAAUCAUGCAUGUGUUUCCCAAGCCAUUCUGUGUGACAAGAAACACAGUCCAUCUCUUUCCCAAAGACUGCCACCUGCAGAGAGGGUGCUACUGUACUCCAGGGGGAGGAUCUCUCCCCUAAAAAUGGCUGAUUUCAUUUGCUGCAGUACUUGGCAGAGAACUAACUGCUCAAAGGACCACCCCAGCCAGAAGUGAAAAAGAGAGAGAAAACGGCCUGCCUCUUUUCUAAUGCCAGUGAGUGAAUGUGCCGGGGGCUCAAGAUGCAGACACUCCCAAGCCUGCUAAGGAGCCGGCUUGUGCCUUUUAGCCAAGUGAGCCCGUGUGGCGUCAUAAUUCUGUAGCAGCCCUCUGAUCCUGGGCAGAUGUGUUUUGCUUUAAUGGGUCUAUGGCUACGUAUACACGCUCCCACGUUGCUGUGGGGAACCGUAUUUCACGUCCACCCUUGUUCUCUGUUGUAGUAUUAGUCCUUUCCAGAAUUGUUAACAAUAAAAGCAUUUGUGGUAUGAAUGACUAAUGUUAAUUUGCACCCAUAUAUCUCAGAGGUGUUCAAAUUAGGAUCUGCCCCCCUCCCAUCAAACUACACUUAUAACCUGUUCCUUCCACACCCUGUUGUUGUAUGAAAGCUGGGGG
Gekko japonicus is the source of this 2317-nucleotide messenger RNA. RefSeq names its product protein kinase, AMP-activated, beta 1 non-catalytic subunit (gene PRKAB1). The record is from RefSeq and is a predicted model, not a curated record. Gene Ontology annotation, molecular function: protein kinase binding. Bases 91 to 900 code for a protein of 269 amino acids. NCBI's taxonomy places the organism in Eukaryota, Metazoa, Chordata, Lepidosauria, Squamata, Gekkonidae. Gene Ontology annotation, cellular component: cytoplasm; nucleus; nucleotide-activated protein kinase complex. The transcript has 8 exons. Gene Ontology annotation, biological process: signal transduction.